Molecule: messenger RNA, 1769 nt
Organism: Erpetoichthys calabaricus (reedfish)
Lineage: Eukaryota; Metazoa; Chordata; Cladistia; Polypteriformes; Polypteridae
Exons: 2
Coding region: 58-954 (298 amino acids)
Source: RefSeq, a predicted model, not a curated record
GGACUUAAAAGGAAACUUACAAAGCAUCCAACAUUCCAUGAGGAUUACAAAAUUUUCAUGAAAGACAUUUUAGACAAAGGAUAUGCCAUCAAGAUACCCACUGAACAGCUGACCCUUGAAAGAGAGACAGUGUGGUACAUCCCUCACCAUGGAGUUUAUAAUCCAAAGAAAAAUAAAAUUAGAGUGGUUUUUGACUGUACAGCCAUUUGCCAAGGUUUUUCUCUCAAUGAACAGUUGCUGAAAGGACCUGAUUUAACUAAUACACUCAUUGGAGUUCUUACAAGAUUCAGAGAGGAACCAAUUGCUCUCAUGGCAGACAUUAAAUCAAUGUUCUAUCAAGUGAAAGUUCCAGAAGAAGACACAGAUCUUCUUCAUUUCCUUUGGUGGCCUGAAGGUAAUCUAAACAAUGGACUAGAGGAAUACAAAAUGACAGUGCACCUUUUUGGUGCUACUUCAUCACCGAGUUGUGCCUCUUAUGCCUUAAGAAGAACAGCAGAGGAUGCAAGAUGCACAGCUCCAGAGGAAGCAGUUAACACUGUGCUAAAUAACUUCUAUGUUGAUGACUGUUUAAAGUCAGUUGCUACAGAAGAACAAGCCAUAAAAUUGGCCAAAGAUCUUCAAGCCCUGUGCUUAAAGGGAGGAUUUUAUCUUAUACAAUGGGUAAGUAAUAGCAGAACAGUCUUGUUGUCCAUUCCUGAAGAAGACAGGGCAAUAGAUCAAAAGGACUUAGACUUAAACAAUGAUUUGUUACCAGUUGAAAGUGCCUUAGGUUUUCAAUGGUGCACACAGACUGACAGUUUCAAGUUUCAGUUAAAGCAUCAAGAUAAGCCUGCUAUAAGACGUGGUAUUCUGUCAGUGGUCAGUUCAAUAUAUGACCCACUUGGAUUUUUAGCACCAGUCAUACUGCCUGCUAAGCUUAUUCUAAGAGAACUGUAUAAAGAAAAAUAUGCUUGAGAUCAAGAAGUGGAAGUUAAGUAUGUCCGGCAAUGGAAAAAAUGGAUGGACGAUUUGCAGCUACUUGUGGAUUACAACGUAAACAGGUGCAUUAAACCGCCUGGGUUUGGUCAAAUAAUAACCGAACAACUGCAUCAUUUUGGAGAUGCCUCAGAAAAUGGGUAUGGCACUGUUUCCUACCUCCUUCUGACUAACAAAGGAAAUGAGAGACAUUGUUCAUUUUUAAUGGGGAAAUCAAGAGUGGCACCACUAAAACCUGUCAAUAUACCAAGGUUAGAACUUACAGCAGCAGUGGUUGCAGUUAAAAUGGACAAAAUGUUAAAACAAGAACUACAGCUUCACCUGCAAGAAUCAAUCUUUUGGACUGACAGCACCACAGUACUAAGGUACAUUGCAAAUGAAAGUGCACGCUACAAAACCUUUGUUGCCAACAGAAUCGCAGUGAUAAGAGAGCACACACAACCCUCGCAAUGGAGGUAUGUCACAUCUGCACAAAAUCCUGCGGAUCAAGCAUCAAGAGGAUCGACACUCUAAAGCUUCAUCAAAAGUAAGACUUGGAUACAAAGCCCAAACUUCCUGCUACAGCCAGAGAACGAAUGGCCUAAGAGACCGGAUGAAGUGAACCUGUCUACUAGUGAUGAUCCGGAAAUCAAAAGGUGAGGAAGACUCAACAAAUCAGCUAUGCCAGAAGAGGCAAAACACCCUGCAAUUAUUCAGAAGAAUUCACAUAUUGCUACACUCAUUAUGCAACAAGUUCAUAAAGAAAUUGGACAUUGUGGGUGUAAUUAUAAGAUGCUACACCCUGUAACUCCUGG